AUGGAGGCUGUGGGACAAUCAGCAUCCACACACAGUUGUAUGGAGGUAGCAGCUACCAAACGUGGUGUGUUCUUCUUAACAUUCUUUAGCUACGUGUUGUUUCAUGCAAGUCGCAAGAGUUUCUCGGCCAUUAAAGGCGAGAUGGCGCUUGAACAAUGGCUACAUUCAAACCUUUUCUCUCGUGAGCAACAAGUUGAGAUGUUUGGACUUAUGGAUACACUUUUUAUGGUCUUUUAUGCACUUGGUCUCUAUGUUAGUGGCAUUCUAGGAGACAAACAUAACCUUCGACGUAUGAUUGCUGGUGGUAUGUGGGUUACAGCAGCUAUUGUUUUACUCUUUGGAUUAGGAGCGUUGAGUGAGAUCCAUGCGCUUAGUUAUUAUGCCAUACUAUGGGGUCUUAAUGGACUUAUUCAAUCAAGUGGCUGGCCGGCCAAUGUUGCAGUAAUGGGCAAGUGGUUUAACGAAAAAGAACGAGGUGCAGUAUUUGGAAUCUGGAGUGGAAAUGGAUGUCUUGGUAAUAUUGUCGGUACGGCCCUUGUCGCUUCAAUGUUUGCAUUGGUCGAGAAAACAUUAGCAUGGAAAAUAGCUCUUGUGGUAGCAGCUGGAUUGGUGGGUUUUCAUGGAUUAAUCAUUCACUUUUUCUUAUAUCCGGAUCCAAAGGAUGUAGCGUAUCGCCAUGAGCGACUAGAAGACGCCAAACCAGAUGUAGCCAUUCACAAAGAUCAAAUUGAAGAAAAUCUUGAUGUUGAAGAUGGAAAAGUUGAUGGGAUUGGGUUUUUCAAAGCCUGGUGUAUUCCUGGAGUUUUUCCAUACGCAAUGGCAUAUGCUUGUCUUAAGUCAGUUAACUACGCAUUGUUCUUUUGGCUCCCGUUCUAUCUUUCUGUCUCACUCCACAUGGACAGCUCACAAGCUGGUACUUUCUCGAUGCUCUACGAUAUUGGUCAAAUUUUUGGUGGUUUUGUCAGCGGAUUAGUCUCGGACAGAAUGGGCGUACGUUCUCCUGUAGUAGUAACGAUGUUGCUCUUUUCUUGUAUUGCGCUAUACGUUAUGAAUGGCGCGUCAUAUCAUGCGACUGCGUUGCUAUUGCUAACAUCAGGAUUCAUGCUCGGUGGUCCUGCUAAUUUGAUCAGUACAGCUAUUUCAGCUGAUCUUGGCACUCACGAGAGUAUUAAAGGGAAUGCAGAAGCUUUAUCGACUGUCACGGGAAUUAUUGAUGGAACAGGAAGUAUUGGAGCUGCAUUGGUACAAUAUCUGGUGGGAUACUUGGCGAACUGCCAAUACGAGCCGAAAGGCUGUAAUCCUAGGAGUCCUCAUUGCGUGCAAGUUUGUUCAUGGGGUCCAGUGUUUAUACUUUUAGAGGUUGGUACUGCUUUAUCGUGUGUCUGCCUUGCACAACUCUUGUAUCAUGAAAUAAUGCUUAUUCGAAGCCGACGUCACUAUUGCGUUCGCGAGAAUGAAUAA
This is a messenger RNA of Plasmopara halstedii, 1461 nucleotides long. RefSeq names its product sugar phosphate. Bases 1 to 1461 code for a protein of 486 amino acids. The record is from RefSeq and is a predicted model, not a curated record. Gene Ontology annotation, molecular function: transmembrane transporter activity. Lineage: Eukaryota; Oomycota; Peronosporomycetes; Peronosporales; Peronosporaceae. Gene Ontology annotation, cellular component: endoplasmic reticulum membrane. Gene Ontology annotation, biological process: transmembrane transport. The transcript is spliced from 5 exons.